Molecule: messenger RNA, 2159 nt
Organism: Amborella trichopoda
Lineage: Eukaryota; Viridiplantae; Streptophyta; Magnoliopsida; Amborellales; Amborellaceae
Gene: DRT101
Product: phosphoglucosamine mutase-like protein
Biological process (GO): UDP-N-acetylglucosamine biosynthetic process; carbohydrate metabolic process
Molecular function (GO): phosphoacetylglucosamine mutase activity
Source: RefSeq, a predicted model, not a curated record
UUAAUGGCUAAAUCAGUGUUUCCACUUCUUCAGGUUAGCAAAUAAGGGAAAUUGCCACCAGCAGAUUUCCUUUCCCAGUUGUCGUAUACAUGUGUUACCAAACAAGGUUCCCGACUUCCAGCCACCGUUUUCUUCUUCCACCAUUUUCUCAUGCUCCCAAUUUCCCAGAGAUUCUCCAGGAAAUUAGUUUUCGCAGAUAGCAAACAGGGACUGUGUCUCUCCAUUUUUUCUCUCUCUUUGCAGGGUAUUUCCAUUUGAGAAUCUGGACAGCUGGAUUUCUAACCAAAGCAACAACAACACCUGACAAUGGAGGAUCGACAGAGAGCCAUUCUCAUCAAGUCAGCUUCUCUUUUUCCACCACCUCUUGGGGUGAAGUUUUCGUAUGGAACUGCUGGUUUCAGAGCAGAGAGCUCCAUUCUCUCUUCAACUGUUUUUAGGUCAGGGAUUUUGGCCGCCAUGAGAUCUCUGAAGACUGGUUCACUGAUCGGUUUGAUGAUCACAGCUUCUCAUAAUCAUGUUUCUGAUAAUGGUGUGAAGAUUGCAGACUUUCAUGGUGGUAUGAUGACUCAGGAUUGGGAACCCUUUGCUAAUGACUUAGCAAAUGCCUCAAAUUCUAAGGAUUUGAUAGAGUUAAUAGCUGACUUUGCAAAGAAGGAGAAUAUCCCUUUUGGAGGGUCACAGUCUGGAGAGGUUCUCUUAGGAAGAGACACAAGGCCUAGUGGUGAGGCUCUCAUGGAAGCUGCAAAACAAGGGGUCAGAUCUGUGAUUGACGUGGUUGCGACUGACAUGGGCAUUUUAACAACCCCACAACUUCAUUGGAUGGUCCAAAAUAGAAAUAGAGGCUUAAGGGUUACUGAAUUCGAUUACUUCUCACAAAUUUCCAAUUCUUUCAGAAACUUAAUGGAACUGAUACCCAGAGGAACAAGCCCUGAGCCUUUUGAUGCAAAACUGCUUGUGGAUGGAGCAAAUGGUGUCGGUGGAGAGAAGCUUGAAGGAUUGAAGAAAUUGCUGAAGGAUUUAGAUAUUCAUGUUAGAAAUACAGGCAAGGAAGGAGAAGGAAAUCUUAAUGAACGAGUUGGUGCUGACUAUGUGCAGAAAGAGAGGGUAGUGCCCUUGGGUUUUGGCCCAAAUGAUGUUGGGUUAAGGUGUGCGAGUUUGGAUGGGGAUGCAGAUAGGCUUGUUUAUUUCCUUUUCCCAUCAGAAGGAUCCAAAAGCAUAGAUCUUAUUGAUGGAGAUAAAAUAUUGUCACUUUUAGCUUUAUUUAUCAAUGAGCAGUUAAGGAUUCUGGAUAACAAGGAGAAAAUGGGUACCUCUGAAUAUGAUUAUCCAGUUAAACUAGGCAUUGUACAAACUGCAUAUGCUAAUGGGGCAUCAACAGAUUAUCUAAAAGAACUCGGCAUGGAAGUUGUUUUUACUCCUACCGGAGUGAAAUACCUUCAUGAGAAGGCUGCAGAAUAUGAUAUAGGAAUCUAUUUUGAGGCAAAUGGUCAUGGAACUAUUCUGUUUUCGGAGAAGUUCCUUAAAUGGUUGGAGGCUAAGAUUCAGGACUUAGCUGCAGGUUCAGAGAUGCAAAAAGCCGCUCAGAGGUUGUUGGCUGCAAGUAAUUUGAUCAAUCAAGCUACCGGUGAUUCUUUGAGUGGCUUGAUUUUGGUGGAGGUUGUUCUCCGCUAUAUGGGAUGGUCAAUUCAAAGGUGGAAAAGCCUUUAUCAAGAUCUUCCCAGUAGGCAAGUGAAGGUAAAAGUUGUAGAUAGAACUGCCGUAGUUACCACAAAUGCAGAAACCAGCGUUUUAAGGCCUCUGGGUCUUCAGGAGGCAAUCAACUUAGAAGUUGCCAAGUAUUCUCGAGGCCGAGCAUUUGUUCGGCCCUCUGGCACAGAAGAUGUUGUACGCGUGUAUGCAGAGGCAUCCACCCAACAAGAAGUAGAUGCCCUCGCCCAAACUGUUGCUGAACAUGUAGGUCGGUUUCUUGGUUAGUGCUAACACAUUGUUAUUUUUCUAUUAUUUUUCAUUGGAUUGUUUGUUUUCCUAAAUCUUUGGGAUUAUUCUUUUACAUAUGCUAUUUGACUUUGAUGAAAGUGUGCAAAAAAUAUUUGAUGCUUUUGUCUAACACACAAUCUGAUCUCAAAUAAGAAGGAAAAAUUUCCUGGACUUGCAACAAA